ACGAGGGCGCAGUACCUUAUAAUAUUUUUAACCUAACAUAUUUGAAUAGUGAAUAAUCUUAAUUUAUGAAGUGGCUGAAGUACUAACGACAAUCACAACAACUGGAGAAGAAUACUGAGCAACAAGGAAUUUUCGGUUUAUCAUGGGGCGGUUUACAUUUUUAGUCCUUAUAGGACUAAUCCUGUCGGCCGUCUCAUUUAAUGGUGCGUUAGUCAGUGGUGAUGACUCCAAUGUUGGACCGAGCGAAGAUCAGUGCCGUCCCUAUAUUGAAAAGGCGAUAAACGAACUGAAAACAGGUGAACCGGGCGAUGGUAUAGAGGCAGGUGAUUUACCUAUUGGCGACACGAAUUCUGAACACGUUCAACAUGGCGACAAUGGCACAGAUUCUGACGAAAUGCAAUCGGAUCAACCGGCUGGCAAUGAAAAAGAAAAGUCCAUCGAUACAGAUAAGGAUGGCAUACCGAAUGAAGAUGAUACCGACAUCGAUGGUGAUAAUAAGCCAAAUGAGCAAGAUGAAGACAUGGAUGGCGAUGGUCUUUUGAAUGAAGAGGACGAUGAUAUCGAUGGUGAUGUGAUACCGAACGAUCGAGAUCCCGAUAUCGACGGCGAUGGUGUGUUGAACGUUGACGAUCGGGACAUCGAUGGUGACGGAGUACCAAAUGUGGUCGAUCAUGAUCUUGACGGUGAUGGUGUGCCGAAUGUAGUCGAUAGGGAUAUUGAUGGCGAUGGCGUGAGCAAUGCCAACGAUAAUGAUCUAGAUGGUGAUGGCAUACCCAAUGACGAAGAUGAUGACAUUGACGGUGAUGGCAUACCGAAUGAUCAGGAUGAAGAUAUCGACGGUGACGGCAUACCCAACGAUCAAGACGAUGAUAUCGAUGGUGAUGGUAUAGCUAAUAGCGAAGAUAACGAUAUAGAUGGUGAUGGCAUACCGAAUGAUCGAGACAAUGACAUCGACGGCGAUGGCAUACCAAAUGAUCAGGAUGAUGACAUUGAUGGCGAUGGUAUUCCCAACGAGAAGGAUGACGAUAUUGACGGCGAUGGUGUACCAAAUGGUGAAGACAGAGAUCUAGAUGGAGAUGGCGUACCAAACGCUGAGGAUGACGACCUAGAUGGUGAUGGCGUUCCCAACAAGGACGACGAUGACAUUGACGGUGAUGGUGUAUCCAAUGAAGAUGACACCGAUAUUGACGGUGAUGGCGUGCCAAAUGAAAGUGAUGAGGACAUAGAUGGUGACGGCAUCAAAAAUGAACAGGACGACGACAUUGAUGGCGACGGCGUGGCCAAUGAGCAGGACAACGACAUCGAUGGCGAUGGUGAGCCCAACGAGGCUGAUAAGGAUAUUGAUGGUGAUGGUGUGCUCAACAAGGACGAUGUAGAUAUCGACGGUGACGGUAUUCCCAAUGAGAGAGACCACGAUGUUGAUGGAGAUGGUAUGCCCAACGACGAGGAACCCAAGAGUUUGGAUAUUGAUGGCGAUGGCAUUCCCAAUGAUGAUGACAACGACAUUGAUGGCGACCAUAAGUUGAACGAAGUCGACGACGACAUGGAUGGCGAUGGCAUACCGAAUGUACAUGACCGCGAUGUUGACGGUGAUGGCGUGCCCAAUUUACAUGAUGAGGACAGCCUCGAAGCGGAGGAGGCGGCGAAACGGCAAAAACGAGAGGUCGGUGCUGAACCGGCCUCAAUUGAACCCGGCGAAGAUGAAACCAGCCGUGAAAAAGCCGGCGAUAUUGAUGGAGACGGUAUACCAGACCAUAAAGAUAACGAUAAGGAUGGCGACGGCGUGCCAGAUCAUCAGGAUGACGAUAUCGAUGGCGAUGGCAUACCAAAUGAACGGGACAAGGACAGAGAUGGCGAUGGAAUUCCAAAUGAGCACGACGACGAUGAUGGCGAAGAUACCAAGCCGGAAGAUGAGCUGUUGUGGGAAGGCGAAAAACCUGCACAUCUGCGCAGUCGCGACCACAUUACCGAGCUGCUGCAGCUGAACGACGAGCUCAACGCACGCGAAAAAGCUGUGGACAAUGUGGCCGAGAUUAUUUUACGCGAUAUCAAGCGCAUCUACGAAAGCGCCAUUAAACCACUGGAAACCCUGUACAAGUACCGUGACUUGAGCAAUCGCCACUUUGGUGAUCCAGAAAUUUUCUCUAAGCCAUUGGUGCUGUUCAUGGGGCCAUGGUCGGGUGGCAAAUCGACUAUUAUCAACUACCUGACCGGCAAUGAAUAUACGCCCAACUCACUGAGAUCAGGCGCAGAACCAUCACCAGCGUACUUCAAUAUACUGACAUGGGGCAAUGAGACCGAGGUGUUGGACGGUACACAGCUAGCCGCUGACUAUACCUUCUCUGGGCUGCAGAAAUUCGGCCAAGGAUUGGAGGAUCGUCUACGUGGACUGAAACUGCGAAACAAACUAUUGGAAAAGGUCAACAUCGUUGAAAUUCCUGGUAUUUUGGAAGUACGCAAACAGGUUUCUCGCCUCUUCCCCUUCAAUGACGCCUGCCAGUGGUUUAUCGAUCGCGCCGACAUUAUUUUCCUCGUCUACGACCCGGCCAAACUUGACGUUGGCCCCGAGACUGAGGCUAUACUUGAUCAACUGAAGGGACGUGAAUAUCAAACGCGCAUCGUUUUGAACAAAGCCGACACCGUGAAGCCGGAAGAGCUUUUGCGCGUACAGAGCGCCCUCAUUUGGAACAUCUCUCCGCUGAUGUCCUCUGCCCAGCCACCACUUGUGUACACGACAUCGUUGUGGUCGCAUCCCUAUCAGGAGGGUGCACCGGCACGUUUGCUAUUGGCGCAAGAGCGGGCAUUCCUGCGUGACUUGCGCACCGCUGUCGACAAGAGGAUCGAACAUAAAAUAGCUAGUGCGCGUCGUUUCGCUGUGCGCGUUCGCAAUCAUGCCAAAAUGGUGGAUUGCUACCUCAAUACCUACUACAACCACAAGACCCUCUUCGGCAAUAAGAAACGCAUCGCUGAUGAAAUUAUCAACCACCCCCAGAAUUACCACAUCUAUGAGGGUUUAUCGACGCUGACGAACAUUUCGCGCUACGAUCUGCCAGAUCCCGAAGUCUAUCGUGACUUCUUCCGCCUGAACCCGCUAUACGAGUUCAAGAAGCUAUCUGACACCUGCACCUACUUCCGCGGUUGUCCCAUCCAAAAGCUGGAUGUGGCGAUCGCCUACGAGCUGCCUGAAUUGGCUGGCAAAUAUAAGAAGAUGGCCGAAACGGCGCUGACCAACAUCGAGGAAAAAGGCGCUGCUGCGACCGCGCAAGGCGGAAAGGGUCACGGCAAGAGCACCAAAAGUUGAGGUGUGAACGCUUAAAGCUGCAUGAAAUUUGUCCAAAAACAAAGCUCUUUAAAAUGAUAGAAGAAUCUAGAAGCACUGGACAAAGGCAGAACAAACGACACAGCUUUGUGCUUAAAAAAAAAUGACACAGAUUUUUGGAACGAUACAUUAAAUAGCGUCCACAUUGAAAAAAAAUUAACCAACUAAAAAUUUCCGAAAUUUUACAAAAUUGACGACGACUAAGAGAGAGAGACAUUAGAUAUAACAUAAAAGUGAGAGAGAGUGAGCGAUCUAACAGCGAAACAAUCAAAUUUGCUGAAACUAGACAACUUAACGAGCCAAAACUUAACAAAAAUAAAAAAACUGUUAAUCGAAAUUCCUUAAUUGAAAUCUACCAAGCACAGAAAUCAGCUUGCACUAGAAUUUUUUUAGGAAAAGAGAGAGAGAGAUACCAAACUACCUUCUAAUUUUGUAACGACUGGGAGGGACAGAGACAAAAGCGAUAAUAAAAUAAAGUUUCAAUAUCUUUGGCAUAUAAGCUUUGGAUUAAAAUUUUCAUUUAAGUAUAGAGGGAGAUGACUACACCAAUACCAGUAACAAAAUUAAACCGCUAUUACUAACAGCACAUUAUUCUAACCACCAACCCAUUUCGAUCAAAGAGAAAUUCGAAAAAUUUUAACGAAACAUUUGACUUCCGCAAGCAAAUCAAAAAAAAAAAAUAUUAAAACCUUUGCACAACCAUUGAAGGCAUUUAUUUUUUUUUUAAAUUACGUGUUAAACUGUUCUGUAAUAAUUGUGCGCAAUCCCGAUUUCGUAAGUGUCCAAACAGUAUGUUGCAUCCUGUGUACUAAAUAUGUUUUUCGUUUUCUUCUGCACCAAAUAUGAGAGCUUUACUAUAAGUUUGUGUGUUAGCAAAAAUAAAAUAAAAUAAUAAUAAAAACAUAUUUUAUUAAAAUAAAAAACAUUAAAUGUAAUUUUAACUACUAUCACUGCACUGCACAAAAUGCAUUGUGAAUUUUGACCCUGUCAUAGUUAAUAAGUUUUCUUUUUUAUUUGAGUGAGAAAAAAAUUUAGAAACUUGUAAAAAAAAAUGUUUAUAAAAAUUGUAAAACCAACAGUGAAGACAUUACAUGAUUUUUAUAGCAAAAAAUGUAUCAUUAAAUCAAUUCGUAAGCACUACGUCGAUAAAUUGAUUUAAAAAGGGUUUAGCGAAUUCAUGGAAGAUGACAAAUCUGUGAGCUUACAUUUUAAAUAAUGUAAUGUUGGACAUAAUGAUACACUCAGAACUGUAACAACAAAUAAAAACAACU
Rhagoletis pomonella (apple maggot) is the source of this 4590-nucleotide messenger RNA. Its product is annotated as sarcalumenin. The record is from RefSeq and is a predicted model, not a curated record. The transcript is spliced from 7 exons. Gene Ontology annotation, molecular function: calcium ion binding; GTP binding. NCBI's taxonomy places the organism in Eukaryota, Metazoa, Arthropoda, Insecta, Diptera, Tephritidae. The coding region runs from base 143 to 3301 and encodes 1052 amino acids.